CGGGGGCGGCAGCGCCGGCGCCGCGGCGGCCUCUGCCAAGAGCGCACCCGGGCCGCCAACCCCGCUGCUCGCUCUGCUGCGCUGCCGCCCCCCGUCCUCCGGGCAGCGACGAGCUCUGCCGACACGUUGGAGACACCCGCACGGAGCCGGCACCGCUGGGCGCUCGCUGCCCCGAGGUCGCUGAGGAGCUGCCCCAGUGCCCCUUGUGCGGGCAGGUGGUGGGGCGGGAGCUGGAGACUCACGUCAGGGCGCGGCACGGGCGACUGCUGGGGACAUCGGGCACAGAGACAGAAAAUUGUGAGCAGCUGUAUGAAUGUCCAAUGUGCAGUCUUACUUGUACAAACAUUCAUAUUCUUGAAGAACAUGUGAAUUUACACUUAGAGGAACAUAGCUUCUCAGAUGAUGGAAACAUAAGAGAUCUAGAACUGGCUCAGUGGCUCCAAACUGAAGAAGAUAAACGGCAGAGAUCAGAAGAAGAGAAGCGAGAGAGGGAAGAAUUUAAAAAGCUGCAGAGACAGUAUGGCUUGGAUAAUUCUGGAGGGUACAAGCAGCAGUUCCUGAAGAGUAUGGAAAGGGAAGUUGAUAGAGGAAGAAUGCAGCCUUUUGAAUAUCACAAGAGAAAAGCAGACAUGAUGGAAUGUUUGGCUUCUGGUAUAGAUGAUGGGAAAACAAAGACCUCAGGAGUCAUUGAAGCAUUGUGCAAGUACUAUCAGAAUGAGAACAAAGAUGUGAAGCGUGUAUGGCUUUCCACAGGAGUAGAUCACUUCCACUCAUCUUUGGGCGACAGAGGCUGGGGUUGUGGAUACAGGAAUUUCCAAAUGCUCCUUUCCUCACUGUUGCAAAACAGCUUGUAUAAUGACUGCUUGAGAGAUACUACACUAAUUCCUAGUAUACCAAAGAUUCAGUCCAUGAUUGAAGAUGCCUGGAGAGAAGGCUUUGAUCCGCAUGGAGCAUCUCACUUCAACAGCAGAUUGCGUGGCUCCAAAGCAUGGAUAGGAGCAUGUGAAAUUUAUUCACUGUUAACAAAUCUCAGGAUAAAGUGUCGAAUCAUUGACUUUCACAAACCAACUGGUCCCAUGGGUACACACCCUCGUUUAUUCGAGUGGAUUUUGCAUUACUAUUCUACAGAUAAUGAAGGAGGUGCAAGGGUAGUGUGUACUUCCAAACCACCUAUCUACUUGCAACAUCAAGGUCAUAGUCGUACUGUUGUUGGAAUAGAAGAGAAGAAGAAUAAAGCCUUAUGUUUGCUACUGUUUGACCCGGGUUGUCCUUCCCAAGAAAUGCAGAAACUGCUAAAACAAAACAGUGGUGGUACUAAUCUCAAACUACUUCGGAAAUUUGUGGGUAGCUUAAAAGAGAAGCAGUACCAGAUAGUGGCUGUAGAUGGUGUACUCUCAUUGGAAGAGAAAGCUGCUCGCUGCUGUGCUUCUCAGAUCUUAACAUCAGAGAAGAUUCCUUAAAGGAUGCCUUUAUUUACCUCUUUUGGAAUCUGCUGGAUGCAAAACAUUAGACUUCUGGACUGUGACCCUAGCUCAACAAUUUCUAGACUUAAACUAUAUCUCCAUAAAUGUCUGAGUGCCCUGUAGAAGCACAACACCUAGAGUAAAUUUGUAGUGUUCAUCUUCAGUCAAAACUUCUGCCCUGAUGGAUCUGUAACCCUGAACUAAUAAAGUUAUUGUGUUACAAGAAAAGUUGCUAUUUUCCUAGUAGGUUAAAUGACAAAGCAGCACCUACCACCCUGUGGCAAACUACUGCACCAUAGUUAACUGUCAGUAAGUAGUAGAUAGAGAUAUUGGAGUGCCCCUGUAAAUAUAUUUAUACUGACUCUGUCACCACUUCUCUAUUUCUUGCCAAUUUUGAUCAACAAAUACCUGUUAUGCCUCAGCAAAUUCUCCUGCAACUAUUUGCAAGUACAGGGACAGUACAGUGAUUUCACAUAAUACAAUCUCUUCUGCCAGGGAACAGUUUACUACUGAACUUCUUUUCAGUUUUCUGGCUUGCCCAGUUUUCACUUGUAAACAUGAACCUGUGUGCUUAUGAGGUAAGUCAGUAUUAACAUUUGCCCCUAAUAGUGAUUCUAACUCUGAUCCUAUCUUAAACCUCAUAGUUAAAGGUCUAAGAUAGUGGGUGUCCGAAGUGGGGUGUGUGGGCUCUAGGGGCUGUGCAAGGCAAUCCAUUUAUGAGAUUUUUCUUUUGUACCAUUAAUAAAUAAAUAAAAUAAAUUAGAAUAGAAGUGUUCAUUUCA
Calypte anna (Anna's hummingbird) is the source of this 2245-nucleotide messenger RNA. RefSeq names its product zinc finger containing ubiquitin peptidase 1 (gene ZUP1). The record is from RefSeq and is a predicted model, not a curated record. Lineage: Eukaryota; Metazoa; Chordata; Aves; Apodiformes; Trochilidae. The coding region runs from base 321 to 1460 and encodes 379 amino acids. The transcript has 9 exons.